GGAUAGCUUGAGACAGAUGAGCGGGCGAUGCUGCGUGGAGCUGUGGAAUGGAGUAGUGGUCGGCACUUUGUAUUGUUCGCGCUGACAUCCAUUCUGAACAGAUUGUCUUAGCGGCAUCUACUUCUGCCAUGGCGAAUAAAAGGAAACGCCAAGAGGAUUUUCAGAAAGUGAAACUGAAGAUCGGAAAGAAAAAACCGCGAGCGGACAAUGUCACCGACACCAAUUGUCGGGUUAAGUCCAUUCACCUGAGCGAGCAGCUGAGAGAAGACUCCUCGCUCCCUAGCAGCAGACGGAAGCUCACAAUAACGGAUGUCCUGUCUCAGAUGCACCAUUACAAUGCUGGGGUUAAACGUGAUGCUCUGGUUGGUCUCCGAGAAAUCCUCUCAACUCAUCCUUCAGUUAUUGACACACACAUUUCUGUUAUCAUGAGUGAGGUGGCUGCAGUAUUCACGGAUAAAGAUCCAAUGGUCAGGUCUGCAGCAGUCUCUGUAUUAGAGCAUCUAGCACCCAUGGUCUGCCAAGAAAGAAUCGCUCCUUUCUUCCCUCUUGUAAGUGCCCAUCUCUCCACAGCUAUGACUCAUAUUAUGAUAGGUAUCCAGGAAGAUUCAUUAAAGAUCUUGGACAUCCUUUUGGAAGCUUAUCCAGAUCUACUGAUUGAUCGUAGUAGUAUGCUGGUGAACAAUUUCCUGGAACUUAUUUCUCAUCAAAAGAACUCUAAAGAAAUAAAAAGCACUGAGAAGCCAUCUAUGUGGACAUUGUCUGUCAAUCCUAAUCGGAAGAUUACUUCCCAGAAGUGGAGGAUAAAUGUCCUGAGCAGAUUAAAAAAGUUCUUACAAGCAUUAGUGAAGCGAGCUGCAAAAAGUUUCCCCAGUAAAGGACUUCAGAACAACACAGAAAAAAUUGUCUCUUCAAACAAAAAUCUUGAUGUGUCUUGGACAGAACUUGCGAUUGGCAAACACAUCAACCUUUAUGAUUCCCGAGAAGCACGUCCAACUGUGAACUUGUCAUUUUGUUUAAGGAUGACAGCAGACGCAUCUAGCAACACAGAUGGAUGUUUCUCCUCUUCAUACAAUUUGAAAGAGUUUAUUCAAGCAGUUGUUCCAAUUUUGAUUGAAUGUUGGGUUGAGGAGGCACCUGAAAAGACCAUGGGAGAUGUUUCUGAAAAAUUUCUAGAGCCUGUAGCACAUCAUCUUCUACAGCAGGUGCUGAGCAUAAUUGCUCUUCUUUGGAAGCUGAGUGAACACCAGGAUGAACCUCAAAAAAUGGAUGGUUGGCUAAGGAAAUGUUAUCUUAAAGAUUUCAGGCAUCAUUUUAUGAAGCACUUUCCAUACACUGUAUACGAUCCAUUGCAACAGAAGAAAAAAAUUAAGAAAAGUAACAAAGAUGGAUCUCUUUCCCAUAAUGGUCUGGAUCAUCUAUUACUAAAUUUAACACUGUGUGAUAUAAUGGUGUCCUUGGCAAAUUCCUCAACACUUCAUGAGGAUUCAGGAUGGCUGACUAUGAUAAGAAUAUUUGUUACUGAAAAGUUGGCGAGCGGAUGGAAGCUGAACAGCAAGCAGUUAAAAAGACUUCUGGAAGUAACAAACAGACUGUUAUAUAUUGAGAAAAACAGAGUGGCUACAGAAAAGUUGAUUCAGGCUGUGUACAUGAUGUAUCAGCAGAGAGACCUUCAGUUGCCUGUUCGUACCAUGCUUCUAAUGUUUUUUAACAAGGUUUACUUAAAAGAAGAAGAUAUGUGUUUGAACCAGGGAAGAAGUCGAAGUAAAGUGUUAUCCCGCUGGCUUGCAAGUCUCCCAAUACAGCUUGUUCAUCUUGGUGCAAGAAAUCAUCAACUUUCUGCCCUUAUUAUUGAUACUAUUUAUAUUGCUGCAGCUCGAUCAAACAAAGAACUGCUUCAGAACCUUCAGACAGCUGCAUGUCAAAUUUAUGAACCGGAAGAUGGUUUUUUUGCACAUCUGCCAGAAGAUUUGCAGCUGAAAUUGGUGCAGCUGUUGUACUUUAUUCCCGUGUUGUCAUCUGAUUUGCUAGCCCGUUUGAGCCAAUUCUGCAUUACUGAAAGAUUUUCGCCUAAACUAAUUGCCAAGCUUAUUGGUAUAUUCCACGCUCGGUCUUCAUUUGGAAAUUGGAUGUGUUCCGCCUUUGAAAGUACAAUAUUUGAUGUGGACUAUUUCAGUUUUUUGUUCUCAACACUUAUAGGAUUUUCUGCAGAUCAGUUGUCAUGGAUGCAAAGUAAUAAGUUAAAUUCUAGAGUGAGAAGUACCAGAGUCUCCCCAAUCGCUCUUUACUUGACUGAUCAACCAUAUUUUGCCCAUCACUGGACAGUAAUGCAGGUAGUUUGCAAUAGUUUAUCUUCGGUGAGACCAAGAAGCCAGUGUUUUGAUAUAUUGCAGAAUGCAGUAACUAAAUAUUUGGGUAGCUUGUCUGUAGUUCCUGACAGUGCCAUUGGAUCUGUUUUACAUGCUGUAAAUAGUCUUCUUGACCAAAGUUGCAACCCAAAUGAGAGUUUUCACGUUUUCUUGGCCUCCUGCUGUUACAGUGUUUUCAAUUUUUUGCUGACAAUUGAGAAGGAUGUUGAACAUGUAAAGAAAAGGGAUUCUCUAUGGGGAGAAUGCAUUUCCUUACUGUCUUUGCUGCCAAACGUCCUGAAGCUGAUGCUGCAGAAUCUUCAGGUUAGCCGGGCAUGCCAGGAAGAGCUGCCAGUGAUUGCCCAGCUACUUCGUCUGCUGCUCCAAAACACACAUUUGAGAAGUCACAUGAUGACCAAUGCGUUUCUAGUACAGCAGACCCUUCAAGAUGUUAUGAAUAUGAAGAGCUGUGAAAUUCAAGAACAGUGGCUUACAGAUUUGCAGUACUGCUUUAAUGUCUAUCUUACGAAACAGAUCCAAGAGUAGGAUGUAG
Bufo bufo (common toad) is the source of this 2898-nucleotide messenger RNA. RefSeq names its product testis expressed 10 (gene TEX10). The record is from RefSeq and is a predicted model, not a curated record. The coding region runs from base 129 to 2891 and encodes 920 amino acids. The transcript is spliced from 14 exons. Gene Ontology annotation, cellular component: nucleus; MLL1 complex. Lineage: Eukaryota; Metazoa; Chordata; Amphibia; Anura; Bufonidae.